CAUUUUUUAUAAUUUACCUUUCAUAUUUUCAGGUUAGUACUUAUUUAAAACAGCUUCUUAAUACUUCUGAAAUUGAUUUGAAUAUUGGGAAUGUCUUGACUGCUUAUUCCAAUGGUAGUGCUAUGGACUAUAUAUGCAAAACUUUGAAAGUUGAUGUAGCAUGUACUCCAACUGGUGUUAAACAUCUACACCAUAAAGCCCAGGAAUAUGACAUUGGGAUUUAUUUUGAAGCCAAUGGUCAUGGAACUGUUUUGUUUAGUGCUCAUGCUGAAGAUAUUAUUUUAAAUACUGCUGGAAACACUAAUUUGUCUGAUGAAAAGCGAUCUGCUGCUCAGAGACUGUGUACUCUAAUUGAUUUGAUCAACCAGACUGUGGGUGAUUCUAUUUCGGACAUGCUGCUUAUAGAAACCAUCUUGCAUUCUCUUGGUUGGAAUGCAGUAAAGUGGGAUGCAAUUUAUAAAGAGAAACCAUCUGUCCUCAAACAAAUCAAAGUAAGAUUUUAA
Octopus sinensis (East Asian common octopus) is the source of this 503-nucleotide messenger RNA. Its product is annotated as phosphoacetylglucosamine mutase. Gene Ontology annotation, molecular function: phosphoacetylglucosamine mutase activity. Bases 123 to 503 code for a protein of 126 amino acids. Gene Ontology annotation, biological process: UDP-N-acetylglucosamine biosynthetic process. The record is from RefSeq and is a predicted model, not a curated record. The transcript is spliced from 5 exons. NCBI's taxonomy places the organism in Eukaryota, Metazoa, Mollusca, Cephalopoda, Octopoda, Octopodidae.